ACCGGCAUGGACCAUGGAGGGCGGCACGGAGCAGGGCGGGGUGGGGGGGGGGGGGGGGGGGGGGGGGGGGGGGGGGGGGGGGGGGGGGGGGGGGGGGGGGGGGGGGGGGGGGGGGGGGGGGGG
Messenger RNA from Closterium sp. NIES-67, 123 nucleotides. Lineage: Eukaryota; Viridiplantae; Streptophyta; Zygnematophyceae; Desmidiales; Closteriaceae. The record is from the annotation of a GenBank genome assembly.